GGGGCUCGGGCUCCAGCUGCAGCGGCCGCAGGUUCCGGAGCGAGUCUGAGCCGCCACGGGUGCGCGGCGCACUGCUAUCCGAGCCCCUGGCCCCCCACCGGUGGUCGCACUGCUGCCUCUCCUUGGCUAGGCCCGGAAGACAAGGACAAAGAGGCUGUCCGGGAGGGUCUCCCGGAGCCAGAUUAACCUGCAGUUGCGGGAACUACAGGCUUCAAGAUGGUUUGCGGGGGUUUUGCGUGUUCCAAGAACUGCCUCUGCGUGCUUAACCUGCUCUACACUUUGGUUAGUUUGUUGCUAAUUGGAAUUGCCGCAUGGGGCAUUGGCUUCGGGCUGAUUUCCAGUCUCCGGGUGGUCGGUGUGGUCAUUGCCGUGGGCAUCUUCUUGUUCCUGAUUGCCUUAGUGGGACUGAUCGGAGCGGUAAAACACCAUCAGGUGUUGCUUUUUUUUUACAUGAUCAUUCUCUUACUUGUAUUUAUUGUUCAGUUUUCUGUAUCAUGUGCUUGUUUAGCCCUGAACCAGGAGCAACAGGGUCAGCUUCUGGAAGUUGGUUGGAACAAUACAGCAAGUGCCCGGAAUGACAUCCAGAGAAAUCUAAACUGCUGUGGGUUCCGAAGUUUUAAUCCAAAUGACACCUGUCUGGCUAGCUGUAUGAAAAGCGGCCACCCAUGCUCACUGUGUGCUCCGAUAAUAGGAAAAUACGCUGGCGAGGUUUUGAGAUUUGUCGGUGGCAUUGGUCUCUUCUUCAGUUUUACAGAGAUCCUGGGUGUUUGGCUGACCUACAGAUAUAGAAACCAGAAAGAUCCUCGUGCUAAUCCUAGUGCAUUCCUUUGAUGCGAUAACAAGGAAAUGUUUUUCAUAGUCUGGUGGUGUUCACAGCUAACUUGAAGUUAUGCUAAUUUGCUUGUUUAAGGAAACAGCGUCUGGAAAAUUACAUGAUUGACAGUGGAAUUAUAUAUUUUUACUCUUAUGUUUCUCUAACUAUUAUUUUUCCCCAUUGCUGAAAAAAAAAAAAAAGGAAACUUGUGGUCUGAACCUCAGUUGUCCCUGUAAUCUACUGUAUUCUCAGUGUCUAGCACUAUCCUCUGUGGCCUUUCUUAGCAUUUUAACUGCAGAACAACUUUGUAUGGCACUAUGCUGUUGAUCUUAUUGUGAAUCUAAGUAUACAUCUCACUGGAAUAAUUAAUUGUAUGUAGCACUGUGCUGUGUAGAUUACUUUCCUACAGGGAAAAAAAGAAUUCAAGUUUAUUAAAGCCAGUAAGUAUAAGUUUCUAUUAAUAUUGUGUUAAGUUCAGAAUGGGAAAUCUAAAUUCCCUUUUUUAUUUUAUUUUAUUUUAUUUUUUUUGUCUUUUGAGGAGGUAUGUAUUGUGGUGAAAAUUGUUAACAUAAAAGUUAUAAUUUAGUUCUAGUAGUCUUUUAUUACACUAAUGUAUUCUAGAAAUAGCUAUGUCUUUAGGAAAGUGUGGUUUAGUUUUUGAUUUUUAUAGGUAAGUACAAAGGAAAUGGUCUCAUGAAUCUUCUCAUGUGUCACAUGGGCCUUCAGCCUUCAAAAUGGAAUGAGUUUGAGAAAUUCAGAAAGUGUAUCUAUAUAAUGUUGAUAUUUUAUAAUUGAAAUCCAAGACUGCAUUUUUAAACAAGCUACUAUUAUUGCAUUGGCCCACGUAGCAAAAAGAUAUUUGAUUUUCUUACAAAUUGUCAAAUACCUUUUUCAUGAAAUUUCUCAGUAUUGUAACAGCAAAUUGUCAAAUACAAGCAUAUUUGAAUGUGAAUUCCCAUCAUUUGAAAUUGAAAUAGUAUUGUGGUCCUGUAUAUUAUGUUAAAAAAUUAAAGGAUGGAAACCUUUCUUCAUGUAUG
Rhinolophus ferrumequinum (greater horseshoe bat) is the source of this 1851-nucleotide messenger RNA. It is a transcript of the gene TSPAN13, whose product is annotated as tetraspanin 13. Bases 217 to 831 code for a protein of 204 amino acids. NCBI's taxonomy places the organism in Eukaryota, Metazoa, Chordata, Mammalia, Chiroptera, Rhinolophidae. The record is from RefSeq and is a predicted model, not a curated record. The transcript is spliced from 6 exons. Gene Ontology annotation, cellular component: membrane.